This is a messenger RNA of Octodon degus (degu), 474 nucleotides long. Its product is annotated as keratin-associated protein 11-1. The coding region runs from base 1 to 474 and encodes 157 amino acids. NCBI's taxonomy places the organism in Eukaryota, Metazoa, Chordata, Mammalia, Rodentia, Octodontidae. Gene Ontology annotation, cellular component: keratin filament. The record is from RefSeq and is a predicted model, not a curated record. The transcript has a single exon. Gene Ontology annotation, molecular function: structural molecule activity.
AUGUCUUUCAACUGCUCCACAAGAAAUUGCUCUUCCAGGCCAAUUGGAGGACGCUACACUCUCCAGGCCCCAGUUUCUGUGGCCACAAACCAAGAUGUUGACUGCAUGAGUGGCAUCUAUUUGCCUAGUUCCUUCCAAACUGGCUCUUGGCUCCUGGAUCACUGUCAGGAGACCAGCUGCCAGCCCACUGUUUGUGAGCCAACAUGUUACCAGCGAACUUCUUGUGUCUCCAACCCUGUCCAGGUAACUUGCUCUCGACAAACAGCCUGCUCGACUCCUUGCAGCCGGCCACUCUCCUUUGUCUCUAGUGGUUGUCAGCCGCUGGGAGGCAUUUCCAGUGUGUGCCAGCCAGUUGGAAGUGUCUCCACUGUCUGCCAACCUGUGGGAGGAGUCUCUAAUGUCUGCCAACAAGCCUGUGGGGUCUCCAGGACAUACCAGCAGUCGUUCCUGUCCAGCUGCCGAAGACCUUGCUAA